Drepanopeziza brunnea f. sp. 'multigermtubi' MB_m1 is the source of this 1311-nucleotide messenger RNA. RefSeq lists its product as uncharacterized. The record is from RefSeq and is a predicted model, not a curated record. NCBI's taxonomy places the organism in Eukaryota, Fungi, Ascomycota, Leotiomycetes, Helotiales, Drepanopezizaceae.
AUGGCUGAGCAAGAAAGCGAGAAUAUCCCCCAUGGGUUGGCGGGAAUCGCAGAGCCAACUAUUGUUGCUGUUCGCCGAUUCAAACACAAGGUUCUGCCGUCCUCCAUUUUGAUCUCCAAAUACCGUCCCAAGACGUACGGAUACUUACACUGUUUGACUUCUAUCGCGAAGAGUCAUCCUCCCAGAAGACUGUUGGGAUCGUUAUCAUGGUGCCCAAGUUUUUGUACGAAAAGGAGCUUCGAGGACUUCUGCUACACGCCAUCGACCCAUCUGCCAAAGUCUUCCGAUCACUUGACUGAGGUUGCUCCCAUCUUCUCAACCGCACUUCUCUUGACCUUUCAAACUGCCAAGCGAAGAAAGAAAACCUCUAGCUAUGACAGAGAUCGAUCUGCAGCUGUAGUUUCUGGCUCUGCAACUGCCGGCUCCGUAAGUGGUCUUGCCCCACCAUCCACGCCUACCAGAAGCGGCUCGCUUCGAGAGUCAACAAAAAUACUCGUCAAGAAAAAGCCCAGCCCUUCCAGACGUCCACACACACCACCAAACUCGAGCCCAAAUACCCUAUGUUCCGGUGGAUGUGGAGAGGUCGUCCCAAUCAGCAGUCUCGAUGCCGUUACUGGUUCGCACACCCCUCCAUCGACACCAAAGACAACAAGCUUCAGAGAAGUGAGCAAGUUACCCUUCGGCGAGCUCCUCGCGACCCCUCCACAAACCCCACAAGCAUUCACAUUGGAGACUCCAACCCCACAUAAUCCAAACCAGAAUCAGCUCCUCGAUUUCCUCAAUACCCCAAGAGAAGCAAGUCCAUCGUUGAAGCCCUCAAUCACUUUGGAGACUCCACCCCCACAGAGCCAAAAUCAGGAUCAGCGCUUCGACAUCCUGAAGACCCCGACAAAAACAACCCCAUCGCUGAAGUCCUCAACUCAACCCAGCCCAGCUACUCCAACAUCCCUGGGCAGUCAUGCAAGCAACGCCUUCCACAUCACCGCCUACCAUCCCAACGCCGCCAUCAACGAGGAAGUCGAGGCCGGAGAAAAGGCCGUCUUCGGAACGAAGCAUCGUGAGCUUUCGGCGCUGGAGCUGUCCCGGGAGAAGCGCAAGAUCAUGGUUCGGAAGCUGAGCUAUGGUCUAUCGGACACGGUCAGGGAUAUUGUCAAGAAGGCCGCUCUGAACGAAGAGGAGCGGGAGUUGGAGGGAGAGCUUGCGCGUGGCUAUGGCUUGGGCAUCUGGAAGAACAAGGAAGUGGAUGCUGAAAAGCUGGUGACUGCUCAUUUCGACAAGAUGAGUCUGUGGUUUGCUGGGCAGAAGCUUUGA